ACUUUCUUCCUCAUAAUUGAGUCCCAUAACGGUAUAGCCGGUCAAAAAAAAAAAUGCAAUCUAAAAGUCAAAAGCUCUGAAAAGCACUUGAUUCAAUGCGAUUUUUGUCGCCAUUGGCUUUAGACAAUUUGCGUUCAGUGCAUCGGAAUCGAAAAUCGGUGAAAUGUCAAAACUCGUGUGUCAUUUCGUGCAUUUGUGUGUAUGUAUGUAUUAGUGAACUGGGUAUUUGUUUUUAAUUGGCGAUAUGUCAAAACACUGAAUUCAUACUCUCCGUGUGAUUUUUGAUUCGAUGUGGAAAGUUCAAUUGAAAAAUCUCGCAAUAAAUUAGUUAUGUUUUUAUACGAAUUGUUUUUAAUAAAACCGGAUUUGCGACAUGAGGAAACCAUCGUUCAGACGGCUAAUUGUUUUGAAUACUUGAGCAAUGUAGUGAAUGAGGUUUUUGAUAAAGUUGAUGCUCGUAUCGAGCGUAACAAUGCAAAAAUUCGUUUGCUCAAUGAACGAACAGCAGCGGUGAAGAAUAAGAUCGAUAGCCUGGUGGGUAUUAAUAAGGCAAUAACAAUAUUUUCACCAUCAAAAUAUCCCGGUGGAGCAGUGGCCGAAGAUGUGGAAGCAACAUUUUCACCGUUGAACCGAAAAAAGAUCGAAAUGACCACCGAUUGCACGAUUCUCAGCAAACCAGAUACGAUUUCCGAUCGAUCAAUCGAUGAAAAGUUGGUGUUUUAUCAUGUAAAAAAGCCACCAAAACAAAAUCCAAUGAACAAACCAUAUCCAACGGGACCGAGACCAUUCCCAUAUUACACCGAAUCGAUAAGCAAUCUAUUGUUAUUCAAUGAACCGAAAAUUAUGUUUGGCCGAAGCAGCAUGAGCACUCCAACGAAACCACGAACUCAAAAAUUAUCGGAUAUCCGUAGUCCAGAGAAACCAGGCUCGAAAAUCGAUAACAUUCCAUUGCCAGUGCUCAAUCGGAAUUUGGGCGUGAAAAAAAUCAACGAAAACCUAUUCUAUACUCCGAAUAUUACAAACGCACCCGAAUUAGAUGUGCCAACAUAUCUGCCGGACUUACCGGGCAUCGCUGGUGAUAUUGAGUUUAAUAUUAGUAACAUUGAUGAUUUGCUCAUUGUGCCAUCGCAGACAAUGAGAAUCGACGUUCCACACCUACCGCCGGUGCCUUCAAAUGAACCAGAAACAAGUAACAAAGCAACGCAUCAAACGCAAGAAGUUAAAACGGUGACAAUCGAAAAAGCAAGAGAAGAAUCUCGACCGAUGGAGAAAACUUGUAUUAGUCAAACUGCAUCGGUAGCCGUACCAGCUGCUGCUGCAGCACCGCCACCACCACCUCCUCCACCACCACCGCCGCCUCCGCCACCAGCACCACCCGCUGCGGUCACUCAGGCACAGCCUGACACAAACCGCAAAGAUGGUGCUCGCGAAGUUGUCAAAAGUGAACCAUUACCAAAGCCAAGAUUCGAAGAAGAGAACCCACAUAGCACACUGAUGUCAGCCAUUCGACAAGCUGGAGGCUUGGGCAAAGCCAAACUCAGAGCAACGGCAUUGAAAGCAGACAAACCGAAACCGGCAGCAGCAGCUGCCUCAUCACCUUCUGGUGAUCUAAUGGCAGAUCUUCAUAAGAAAUUAGCAAUGCGUCGCAAAGGCAUUUCGGGCGCUAAAGAAAAUGGUGCGCAAUCAAACAUUCCGGCUACCGCAGUUGUGGCCCCAAGUUCAAAUCUAAUGGAUAGCAUAUCGUCGAUGAUUCCAGCGCCACCAAAGCCCGAAACAAAUACGGAUCGCAGUGACGAUGAUUCCGAUUGGGAAUAGCGUGUUUGUUUGUACAUAUUUUUGUUUUCAAGGCGAUCAUUGCAAUAAUCUAUUGAACAUGUUCUAAACAAGAAUCACAUUGAAUAAUUAUAAAUAGUUUCUGAGAAAUAUCAAUUGUUCCUAAGCGUUGGUCAAUUUAAAAAAAAAAAGAAGAAAAUUGUUAAAGUUUUUUUUUUUCAUUUUGUAAAAUGGAAGGGCCAUGCAAAAUCGGUAUGGAUUUAAAUAUAUAUAUACAAAAAAAUAAAUUUAUUUGAAAAAAAAAAAAAUACAAUUAAAGAGAGAAAAAAAAACGUAAUUAAGUACAAUUUUGGAAAGAAUAAACAGAGUUGCGUUUUUA
Sitodiplosis mosellana (orange wheat blossom midge) is the source of this 2152-nucleotide messenger RNA. It is a transcript of the gene wash, whose product is annotated as WASH complex subunit 1. Gene Ontology annotation, biological process: endocytic recycling; exocytosis; Arp2/3 complex-mediated actin nucleation. Lineage: Eukaryota; Metazoa; Arthropoda; Insecta; Diptera; Cecidomyiidae. Bases 331 to 1815 code for a protein of 494 amino acids. The record is from RefSeq and is a predicted model, not a curated record. Gene Ontology annotation, cellular component: recycling endosome; WASH complex; early endosome. The transcript is spliced from 2 exons. Gene Ontology annotation, molecular function: actin binding; gamma-tubulin binding; alpha-tubulin binding.